AUGGAGCUCAUUCGGUUUGCUGACCCCGCGAUGCCUUUCUCCCACAGGGCCGGGGGAGACGGCCAGCGGGCUGGGCAGUGGCACCCACGGACGAAGCACCGCGGUUGGCACGAGCCCGCGUGCCGGAGGGGCAUGCGGGAAACCAGGCAGCAGACGGGGCAAGGCGCCGAGCUCGGCGCCAGCGGGAAGCUAGAGCAGGGGCGCUGGGCCUGGGACGGGAGGGCGCCGGCCGCGCGAGCCUCGGGCCCCGCGGGCGCGGGGCCGGCGGACUGCAAGACCGGCGCCGGGGACCUGGGGAAGAGCAUCGAGGCUGCAGAGGCCAAGAUCCCCCAGCUUGAGGCCGAUGUCAAGAGCGCCGAGUCGAAGAAGGCUGAGACCCAGGAGGUUCUCGCCCAGUCCAAGAAGGACCGCGCGGACGCUAAGGCGGCCAUGGCCGCUGCCACGGCUCAGCGCGAGAAGGAGGCCGCGGAUUUCUCCAAGUUCAAGGACGACUCCGUGGCAAAUAUCGGCGCCAUCACGAAGGCCGUGGCUGCCCUCGAGAAGGGCGCGGCGGGCGAGUUCAGCCACAGGGGCUUACGCCGCCCUUGGUACCCAGGCUCCUGUCGAGUGCCAAGUUCGACGUGGCCGAGGCGGACCGCGACGAGCUCGCAGCGUUCCUGCAGGGCAAUCCGUUCAGCCAGGGCUACAGCGAGUCGUCGGGGGAGAUCAUUGGCAUCUUGA
Messenger RNA from Prorocentrum cordatum, 720 nucleotides. The record is from the annotation of a GenBank genome assembly. Lineage: Eukaryota; Dinophyceae; Prorocentrales; Prorocentraceae.